UCGAGGAGGGAAGCUAUUUGCAACUGCACUGUCCGCCCUUCGUUGCUGGGGUCAAUCCCUUCGUUUUUGUAGAACAUAUUUCUCGCCUGGGCUUUCUCUUGCACCGCUUUCUAUUCGUCCUCUCUUCAUCGCGCCUCCUCGCCUCUUUUACGUUCCGUCAUAACUCUUCGCACCUGCCUCUCGACUUUCGUUGCUUGGCGUUUCCCGCCAUGUCCCAAGUCGGCGCGCGUGUUCGAGGGACCGCCGCCGUUAGCAGCGGUUUCCUAGUCACCAAACAUUCCGGCGGCGGUGGGAGAAAGGGCUUCCGCUUACCAGCAUGGGCUAGCCAGAUCUCCUCGUCUUUCGCGGGGGCGCGCCUCGUAUCCUCGUCAAAGCUCCACCCGCUAUUAUCACACUCGCCCGUCGGCAGAGGCGGGUGGCACAAGAGAGGGCGCGCAUAUAGUCACCGCCAUCGAUCGGUGGCGGAGGUUGCGGGGACGGAGGGCGGGGUAAUGGAACGAUCCGUCGGGCGCUCUCCGUCGAACGGCUCUGUCCGUUCCUCCUCCUCCUCGUCUGCACGUAUUCCCGAGUACGACCUCUCUCUCGUUUCGGGCCCGCUCUGCCCAGAACAACCGCAAUCUUCGGCGGAAGCGGCUCCAUCCACCACCCGCUCCCAGUCACAACAAGACGCGUGGCGCAUCGGCAAUGCUUCCAACGGCGCAGUUCGAGCCGACGCUACUAACGAGGACAAGGUUUUGGGCGCGGGGGAGAGCACCGGUACCCUAGCGUUGGACGAGGAGGAAGCGGCAGACGGGGGGUUAUGGCGGGAGGUGAGCGAAGGCGACUUGCAGCAAGUUCUUGCAUCUCUCGAGGACCGUUUUAUUGCCGAGCCGGGUGCGUCGCUCGACACUAUCGAGGCCAACGCGCGGGUUUUGUUCGCGGUGGGCGCGCGCAGGGGGCAGGUGUUGCGCAUCUUCCGCGCGCAGCCGGAGCUGGCGGGGCGGGAGUACGGUGCUGCCGUGCGGGACAAGGCGGAGCUGCUUGCCGCGUUCCGCAUCGCGCCCGCCGCGUUCCUCAAAGCGCUCUCGCGGUCGCUCGACUGGCUGGCGACGCCUGCGACGCACGCUGCGACGGUUCUCACGUUUCUCGACCGGGACCUUGGGAUCAAUAACCUCGCUAGAGUCGUAGCCGUCUGCCCCGACGUCCUCUCUCAACCGAUAGACAGGCUAUCCGAUACAGUCACAUUUCUCCGCACGGAUCUUUCUCUUGGAGCGGAGGUUGGCGCAGCGCUUGAGCGCAACCCCGCGCUUCUCGGGGCGGGGAACGGCGGAGGGCGCGCGGACGUGGUGCGCAAGCUGGAGGCGCUGCGCUCGUUACUCCGCCUGGACCGCUCCGUCGAUGUGCUCCCCCUAGUGCAGCGCUCGCCGCCGCUUCUCUCCGCGAGUGCUGACGUGGCACGCGAUACGUACAAGCAGCUCUCCGCAGUGCUCGGCGAGGAAGGCGCUGCGGCAGUCGCUCUUGCCCGGCCGCAGAUUCUCGCGCUGUCUGAAACCGCUGUGCGGGAGACGCUGACGCAGAUCGCACGGAGGUUCGGUGGUGCCGGACCUGCAGCCUCGGUGCUUGCUUCGGCGAACCCGUCUCUACUUCGGCGGCGGUGGGACAGGACGGCGGGGAAGCUGGAAUAUGUGACCGAGGUUAUGGGGCGCGAUAUAGCGGAGAUCGCGGCGUGGCCCGCGGUGCUGUCGUGCAACCUGCAAACGAGAAUUAAGAGGCGUUAUGACGCGCUGCAAGCGGCGGGGCUGGGCGCUAAGGAGCCGCUUCGGGUGCUGUUCGGGUGCAGCGACCGCGUGUUCGAGAGGCGGUUCGACGUCGUGCUGCCGAAACCCACCAAGGGGAAGAGGGGGAGGAAGCCCAAGACAUGAGCAGUGAGCACACCAGGCAGACUCGUCAGGUGCCAUUUCGGGGUCAACUCACUUAAGUCAUAGCAUUGCCGUGUUGAUCUGCUCAUCUGCUGAUCUGCUGAGCUGAAGCAAGCUUGUCCCAGCAUCUACCUAUCUGCUGGGGCUGGAUUGCCAUGUUUCGUAAACCCUGAGUCCGCUCUUGCUCCGAAAUGCCUGGACUUCACAUGUGCGGCUUUAGGCCCUUGUAGAGUACCCCUCGCUUACCCCUAAUGGCCCAGUUCCCGAUGCACAUACAAGGGGAGGGACCCAACGACCUGAGACAGUUGGUUAGAAGAGAGGAGGGGUUGACCUUUAAGGGGGUGGAGAAGUUGUCUGGAGGGGGGUGCAGUUCGGUAAAGAUCGAGAGCGGGGACCUCUGACAGAUUGUAAACCUUGUGGCUCUGUAAUUUGGUAGUUGCUGUUCGGCAUGCUGCGGAUUAUGUGGGCACAUGCAGGGUCAGCUGCUUCAAGCAAAGGUUGCACCUUGCCAUGUACUGUGCUGAGAAAUCUGAAGUGGU
Molecule: messenger RNA, 2437 nt
Organism: Closterium sp. NIES-67
Lineage: Eukaryota; Viridiplantae; Streptophyta; Zygnematophyceae; Desmidiales; Closteriaceae
Source: the annotation of a GenBank genome assembly